Molecule: messenger RNA, 3999 nt
Organism: Protomyces lactucae-debilis
Lineage: Eukaryota; Fungi; Ascomycota; Taphrinomycetes; Taphrinales; Protomycetaceae
Exons: 1
Coding region: 49-3975 (1308 amino acids)
Cellular component (GO): Ski complex
Molecular function (GO): protein binding
Source: RefSeq, a predicted model, not a curated record
CAGAUUCUUCGUCAUAUAGGAACAACUGGGUCCAACGCUCCUGACUGUAUGAUCAAGGUACUUCUCAAGGAUGCCCGUCAGUCAAUUGCUCAGAAAGACUUUGAAUCUGCUGUCAACUUCGCAAAAAAGGCUCUAGACCAAGAUAAUCAGUCUCUUCAUGCCUAUGUCUUUCUCGGCCUGGCCUCCACGAAUCUCAAGCAAUUCGACGAAGCGAGAAACGCGUAUGCUAAAGCAAUUGACCUUGAUCCUGACAAUUUGCUUGCUUGGCAAGGCUACCUGACUCUGUACGAAAAUACACUUGAACUUAGCAAAUACCUGGAUGCAUCGAGCAAAGUCGCACAACUUUUUCUUGCCGCAGAUGAGUCUGACAAAGCACUCAAGGUACUUCUCAAAGCAGUCUCUCUCACUCGCGAGAAGGGCUCUACAUCGGAAGUUGCACAGGCGUUGAAACUCAUUCUGCCGAUAUCACCAUUCUUUGCAAGGUUCCAAGACCACUUCCCGAAUGCUUCUGAAACAUAUCAGGAAUUGAGCAACAUCGUUGAAGAAGAUGAAAAGAAGAACAUAUCCGCAGCUAUCGCUAAGGGCCGCUCGCGCCUGGGAGUCAGACUGGCCGACCUCACUCGUCAGGUGAAGACGGAUGUCUACUCCAAAUCCGAGCUGGAGGGCAUCUAUACAGAAAUCAUAAAUUGGACUCACGAUGAUGCAGUAAGACGAGAGACUGAGAGUAAGCUCUUGCGUCGCAGUGUCGACAUGCUAUCCUGUGUGACAGACACAGCAGCACAAGUCGCCAAAGUCCGGCAUCUGGCACAAGACAUGACCGUCAUCAACGUCAAGGACGAUCUCGCAUGGAACAUUGCACUGAAUUGGCAUGAUAUGACUCCAGACACUUUGCCCCUGGACAAGCUCAUGGCAUACUUGAGGUUAUACCCAGAGAGGAGCUCAUCAGUGGCUUUGCUGGCUUACCUGAGGUCUCAGUUCUCGGGUCAAGCAGAGAACGUGACACGGUUCCUGGGAGAUGAAGACAAGUCAGAGACCAUGGGCGCAGAAGAGAUUGCGCUUGCUUUGACCAAUGCCUGUGAUGACGAAGGCGAGGCAAUCCCGCUUGUGUCAGUCGCAGCGACCAUCAAAAUGCUUGCGCAGCUGAAGGAUUGGGAGAAUGUCGUUGCUUGGAGCGAGACAUACACGCAAAGGCUUGCUAAGCUAGAAAGCCAGACCGAAAUGCCAUUUGCAGCGUCACGCUGUUUCCAUUCCGUGAUGCUUGCGACGGCACUCACCUACUAUAAGCGUCCUCGAUUUCAGGAAGAGGCGCUUGCUCUCCUUGAGUCUGCUCUGAGUAUGCGCCCAGACGAGGCCACACAAUUACAGAUCAAGAUUGCCAAAGCCAGAAUUCUUCGCAUGAUGCAAAAGCCUUCUGAAGCUUCUUUAUUGUUGGAAGGUCUCGAUAUCUGGGAUGCGAAGGUGGAGCUAGCCACUUGUCAAGUCAUGCUGAAUAAACCUGAACGAGCGCUGACUAUCAUCGAAGAAUUGGAAAGCCCUGAAUACGACAAUAUUUCGCGCGAGUCGCUGGCCAUGGUCUACCAUCAAAAGGGUCUGGCACAGCGGACCCAAGGCACCGGCAGAAGCGAGUACUUUGCAUCUUUCAUUCAAGCCUUGAGGUACGACUCUCGGAGUGCUCCAAGCUAUACCGUCCUUGGCCAGAUAUACAAGUACGAAAUCAAAGACUUGCGACGCGCCGAGAAGUGCUUCCACGAGGCCUUCGAGAUAAGCAGCGCAGAGAUCGAAGCUGCUCGUGAACUUGCAUCGGGAUACGCUGAAGCAGAGGAGUGGGACUUGGUCGAGAUCAUCCUGCAGCGUGUCAUCCAAGGCAACGAGCGCCUGCGAGAGUCAUGGUGUUAUCGAGCAUUAGGUUUCGUGCACCUUAACUACGAGCGUCACUCAGAUGCAGUAGCCGCGUUCCAGGCUUCCGUGCGACUAGCGAGUCGGGAUACACAGGCUUGGACUGGUCUCGGUGAGGCAUAUCUUGCACUGGGCCGCUAUCAAGCUGCCGAAAAGUCGUUCCUGCGCGCUGCAGAUAUCAAUGCAGAUGAUUGGCACCCAAAAUAUCUGCUUGCCGUUGUGCAGCUGGCGUUGAAGGAAUUCGACGGUUGUUGCCAGAUUAUGUCUUCACUCACGACUGACCAUGCUAGGCCGGUGUUUGAUACCUUCUUGUGUACUGCUCUUCUAGGCUGGGCAGAAUCGCUCCUCGGAGAUGGCUGGCUCACCCAAGCCGUCGAGAAAUUGGACAGCUGCUUACACCUGGCCGCCAAGUCUCUUCAAAAGCAGCCUUCUUUUGCUCUUGCGAGUGUCUUUGCUGAUGCAGCGUUGCGCUUAGCCGAGUGUGUCGAACGCGCAACGGCCUUGGGCUUGACCAUCAAGAGAGUUGAGAAUUUGGAGACAGCAGCUCGGUCGCUGGGCAGUGAUGACAUGGUACCCGCGGAGACACCUCUAACCGUGACGGGGCGAUUGUGUUGCUUGGCUAUACGAGGUUUCUAUUAUAGCCUCCGAGAUGUGGAACUCUCGGACAGUCAAAAGGCGACACUCUGGUGCAAAAUUGGCCGAGCAUAUCGCGCUGUCCACAAAGAUAAUAUCAGGUCUAGCUGGUACGCACAAGGUGUUCAAGCACUGAAAUGUGCCGUCGCUCUUGAGCCUAAUUUGGACACCUUCUGGUCUGCGCUUGGCGUAACGUUGAUGGAGCAUGAGCCAAGGCUUGCUCAUCACAGCUUAAUCAAGGCAACUGAGCUUGCACCAAAGUCUGCCAUCAACUUUGCCAAUCUCGGACACUUUUACCUGCAAAGAUCUCUGGUUGAUGAAGCAAGCGCGGCAUUCUCUAUUGCACAGACUCUGGAUGCUUCUAUUGCACUUCCGUGGUAUGGACAAGGGCGGCUAGCCGAGUUGCUUGGAGGUCAAGAUGCCGCAGAUCUCUAUGCUCACGCGUCAACACUUAUUCCGCAAGCCAAUAAGGCAGUCGACAUGGGCUUCACAGCCUCUACUCUCAAGAUCAAAGGUACCGGUCGUUCUCAAGCCAAUUUCUUCAAGGCUGCAUGGCAUGCUCGGCGGUUAGCGCAGAUUGAUGAUGACGCGACUGUUCUGUACAACUGUGCACUUUUUGAGGAAAGGACAUCUGAACAACCAACGCAAGAACAGUUGAAGACUGCCAGUUCUCUGGUCGACAGAAUGGAGGCACUCUACGAGACUGAAGAAUCUGACUUGGCUUUACAGCAUUACUGCGACGCCAAGGCACUCUUGGGACGGUUGCAACUCCGGUUGAAUAUGCUCGAGGAUGCAAUCGAAACCUGUGAAAUGGUUAUCGAACUGGACCCCAGCAAUGCGCAGAGCAGCCUCCUGUCGUGUCAACUCGUUACGGCUAUAUGUCAGGCCAGAUUAGGCCACGCAGGAGAAUCGUGCCCCAUCAUCGAGGAGCUUUUACAGCAGGAAGUUCCCGAUGAAGUCUUCAUUCUCCUGGUACAAGCUUUGUGGCGUUCGUCUGACCUUGAGUCUCGAAGAACUGCCGCCAAGUAUCUACAAGCCCGUCAAGGUUCGCAGACUUCUCAAAUGAUGCUACUGGCCAUGUCGGCCCAGAGCAAUGCUUCAGAGCUUCAGAUUGCUCGCCCGUCAAUUUUGAGACUUCCCGAUAGUGCUCUUUGCACUGAUGGGCCUGAGGUCGAUACGCUACAGCUUCUUGAGUUGGCUUUGGCGCAACAUUCUCGGGGCAGUGUCGACGCGGUACUUAAGGCGCAGGCGUCUCAGCAGCCUUGGCAUGCUAUGACUUGGCUUCGGUUGCAGUCUGUACUAGAGUCGGCCGGCGUCCAGACGGAUCUAAGAGAGAGAGCUUUGCAAAGUGCCAGAGGUGAAGGAGCCUUGGAAGAGGCCAGGGCUGCACCUUACAGUGGCGACCGAGCUACUAUCGUCCGCGCUUUACAUUUAAAUCCUGCAUAGCACAAUCUCGCUGCCUGAUUCCAU